AUGGAGCAGAUCAGUGAGGAUCAAUCUCAGCCUCAAAAAGCACCAAGACUGGUGCCACCUCCGGUUCUGGGCAAGAAACUGUCAAAGCCACAACGGAGUCUGCAAUAUCAUAUGAUGGAACAAAAGAUCUCCAGUGCUGUCACUGAUUACAAGGCUGGCAAAUAUGCGAGCUUGGCUGAAGCUGGCAGAGCUCAUGAAAUUACCGAAAGGGCUGGAUAUUUUCGACUUCGUGCUCGUGCAGCUGGUAGAGCGUCCAAAUCUGACCGACUUAAAAACGGAAGCCAACGUCUCAGUCCAGAGCAGGAGAUCACACUCUGUCAAUAUGUUGGCGGGCUAGGAGACAAUCGUACGCUUCACCGCAAGAUUGGCGAGAAGGCUUACAGCAUGUUAUGCGAAGAGCUUACCUCAGAUGAUCCACCGCCGCGACCUCUUGGGAAGCAAUGGCCCGCACGGUUCUUGGAACGCAACCCAGGUAUCAUGGCAAGUCGUCAAAAGCCUCCUACCUCACCAAUGUACGGAGAGAUAAGCGACGAAAUAGCUUCGCCUAUACCUAGAGAGGAAGUUCGUUCGAUGGAGAUGACCAAUGAAGAGCCGCACUUCCUUCUCGAUUGCCAAAGGUUCCUCGACCGACCCACUGAGGCCGAUGUGACGCCCAGCCAGAUCUCAACUACCCACACAGCCCCUGCAGAAUCUCAAAACGUCUUGAUCAUCGCAAGUGGAACGGAUAGUAUCGACAGAGUUGCAGCCUCGCCGACGGCAACCCCUCCAGAUCGGCCAUCAAUGGGAUGCUCCGCAACGAACUCCUUCUUUUCAUCCAUCAAGAGUAGCCUUGCUGAACAAAAAAUGACCUUCUCGAGCCGUCCGACUUGA
Aureobasidium subglaciale EXF-2481 is the source of this 870-nucleotide messenger RNA. RefSeq lists its product as uncharacterized. Bases 1 to 870 code for a protein of 289 amino acids. NCBI's taxonomy places the organism in Eukaryota, Fungi, Ascomycota, Dothideomycetes, Dothideales, Saccotheciaceae. The record is from RefSeq and is a predicted model, not a curated record. The transcript has a single exon.